Messenger RNA from Dendrobium catenatum, 1404 nucleotides. Its product is annotated as leucine carboxyl methyltransferase 1 homolog. Gene Ontology annotation, biological process: methylation. The transcript has 13 exons. NCBI's taxonomy places the organism in Eukaryota, Viridiplantae, Streptophyta, Magnoliopsida, Asparagales, Orchidaceae. The coding region runs from base 63 to 1052 and encodes 329 amino acids. Gene Ontology annotation, molecular function: methyltransferase activity. The record is from RefSeq and is a predicted model, not a curated record.
UCGUACGGCAAAUUACCCCUUGCGAGUUCCAAUUUCGUGCUCAGCCGUUUGCAACCUCACUGAUGGCGCGAACGCCGGCUGAGGCUUACAGCUCCACCGUCGCCGUCCAGGCCACAAACGACGAUGCGGCCGCCAGCAAAUUGUCAUGCGUUAAAAAGGGAUACAUGAAGGAUGAGUAUGUUCAUUUUUUCGUGAGAAGGCCCGUUAGGAGAUCACCAAUAAUAAAUCGUGGUUAUUUUGCACGUUGGGCUGUUCUUCGGAAACUUCUUCUACAGUUUUUAGAGCCCAAGGAUGAUUCAAGCGAAAGAAAUGUCAUGAAGAAACAAAUUUUGUCUCUUGGAGCUGGCUUUGAUACAACUUAUUUCCAAUUAGUGGAAGAGGGAAUCGCACCGCAUCUAUAUGUGGAGCUGGAUUUUAAGGAGGUGACCAGCAAGAAGGCAGCCCUCAUAGACCACCAUAAUCAGUUGAAGGAUAAGGUUGGAAGUGAAGCUUAUAUUUGUAAAGAGAGAGGUGAAGUUUUAAGUGAUCAUUAUAAACUUCUACCUAUUGAUUUACGUGAUAUAAACCAAUUGGAUACUAUGAUGGAGCUUGCUCAAUUGGAUUGUAGCUUGCCAACGUUUAUAAUUGCAGAGUGCGUUUUGAUAUACUUGGAUCCAGAUUCAACUUGUUCCAUUGUUAGAUGGGCUUCAAAAACAUUCUCAACUGCAAUAUUUUUUGCAUAUGAGCAAAUCCAUCCUGACGAUGCAUUCGGUGAGCAAAUGAUGAAAAAUCUCGAGAGUCGAGGAUGCCCUCUAUUAGGUAUAUAUGCAACACCAACUUUAAUUACCAAGGAGAAACUCUUUCUUGAUCAGGGAUGGCAGAGGGCUGUUGCCUGGGAUAUGCUGAGGAUAUAUAAUGAGUUCAUUGAAGCUCAAGAAAAACGCAGGAUUGAGCGGCUUGAGUUGUUUGAUGAGUUUGAAGAAUGGUAUAUGAUGCAGGAACACUACUGUGUUGCCUAUGCAAUCAAUGAUGCCUAUGGCUUGUUCACCGAUUUUGGAUUCUCCAAGAUUUAGCGUAUGAUUAAGCCUUCUCAAGAACAAUACAAGCGAAGCGAACUUUUGAAUUGCCUAAAGUUGCUCAUCAAACUCUCAGGCUUCUACUCUUUUGGAAUUCUCAUGGAACUCAAAUUUUGUUCAUUAAUUUGUGCUGUUUUACUGGUAAAAAUAUUGCACUUGUUUGCUGCUGUUAUAUUCAAGAGGCUUUGAGCCGUUGGGGCUACUCAACUUAUCAUAUUAGUAUUUUCUCUAUCCGAAAAGACAGUUGGUCUCCAUUCUGUAUUAAAUGUUUUUUUCCUAUCCAAAAGACCUGUAUUGAUUGUUGCCAUCUGUUGAGUAAACACUAUUUCACGCAAGGAGUUUCUUAUCA